Molecule: messenger RNA, 364 nt
Organism: Rubroshorea leprosula
Lineage: Eukaryota; Viridiplantae; Streptophyta; Magnoliopsida; Malvales; Dipterocarpaceae
Source: the annotation of a GenBank genome assembly
AGUAUCUUGUUUAGAGGUGGCUAUUCUCAUACCUCAAUGAAGGUUAUGAAGCAGGAGAGGGUUACUGGGAAAUCGGUGCUGAUGGGAGAUGGUCUCGCGAGCCCUCAAGGUUGGGAAGCCAUGGGAUGUUGUUGUGGAGGGGGAAAGUCCUGUGGCGGUGUUGGCUCGGUUGAGCGUGGCGGCACAGUGGCAACGGACGGUGAAGAGGUGGCGCAAGUUCUUCGGCAUGCAAGAGUAGGAUCCGGUAGGUUUUUUUGGGAGGAAUAUUUGGCCACUGGAGGAGAGAUUUUCGGAUGAAGAAUUAGGAAACUGAUCGUCAGACUUUUAAUUUUAUUUUGUUUCCUAUUAAAGUAGGUUUGCUUUU